Messenger RNA from Colossoma macropomum (tambaqui), 1218 nucleotides. RefSeq names its product neurotensin receptor type 1-like. The transcript has 4 exons. Gene Ontology annotation, molecular function: G protein-coupled neurotensin receptor activity. Gene Ontology annotation, biological process: neuropeptide signaling pathway. Gene Ontology annotation, cellular component: plasma membrane. The coding region runs from base 1 to 1218 and encodes 405 amino acids. The record is from RefSeq and is a predicted model, not a curated record. NCBI's taxonomy places the organism in Eukaryota, Metazoa, Chordata, Actinopteri, Characiformes, Serrasalmidae.
AUGACAGCAAAUGAAACAUUGCAUCAAAUGCUGGACGGGAUCUCUUUCCCUUCGCGCCUCUUACCGGCCACGGGGAACGACACGCGCGCGCUCCUCUUCAACGCCACGAGCGCGGGUGUGCAGGAUGACUUGGACGUGAACACGGACUUGUACUCCAGGGUGACAGUGACCGUCCUGUACACGCUGCUCUUCGCUCUGGGCUUCUUCGGGAACUCCACGGUGCUGUAUAUAUUCCUCCAGAGGAGAGCAGUGAGGUGCCUCCAGGGCGCCGUGCACUACCACCUGGCGAGCCUCGCCGUGUCGGACCUCUUCGUGCUCGUGCUCUGCAUGCCCGUCGAGCUCUACAACUUCAUCUGGAUCCACCACCCGUGGGCGUUCGGCGAGGCCGCCUGCAAGGGCUACUACUUCGUGCGGGACGGCUGCUCGUACGCCAGCUCGCUGAACGUGGCCAGCCUGAGCGUGGAGCGCUACGUGGCGCUGUGCCACCCGCUCCGGGCCAAGAGCGUGCUGUCGCGCGGCCGCACGCGCAGGAUCAUCCUCGCGCUGUGGGCAGCCUCGCUGCUGCUCGCCUCCCCGAUGCUGCUGACCAUGGGAGAGACGCACGUGGGCGAGGAGCGCAUUUGCACCACGAUCGUGUCCUCCGGAGCGGCCAAACUCGUGCUGCAGGUGAAUGCUCUUCUCUCAUUCGUUGCACCAAUGCUGGUCAUCUCCCUGAUGAAUGGACUGAUUGGAAGACGACUCCAGCAAAUAUCCCAGCAGACUUUGCUCUUUUCCUAUGGUUAUCCAACAAGUAGCAUCACGAUGGAGACUGGUCGUAUGCGGUCACUUCGCCAUGGAGUUAAAGUCCUACGCGUGGUGGUCAUUGCCUUUGUGGUAUGCUGGCUGCCGUACCACACCCGUCGCCUCAUGUAUUGCUACGUCACAGAGUGGACAAGUGAACUGUAUGAUUUUUACCACUACUUUUACAUGGUGACCAAUGUGCUCUUCUACGUGAGUUCGGCCAUCAACCCCAUCCUUUAUAACUUGGUCUCAUCCAAUUACCGCCAGAUCUUUUUAUCCACCCUCAGCUACUUCUGCUGGACUUGCUCUAGAAAGGGGAGGGCAUAUGCAAAUGGACGGAGCAUACAGUUUCUUCAUCGAGCUCCGGCAACUUUGGUCACGCCUCGCACCAGCCAACACACCCUCUGUACCACAGAUGUGAUGGAGACGAUAAACUGA